AUGUAUGCUAUUAAAAUUUUUGUUAUUUCGUUGCUGUUGGCAUUCCACACGGCUACUUCUGGGGCGAGUGACUUCCUCAAUGAGGAUGAAUUUGUUGCAUUAUGUCUCAUGAUAAAGGUAACCAAAAAUGCAUUACGAAGGAUAAAAGAGGCCCGAGAAGUGACUAAAGAUGCAACAAGAAUUGGAGCAAGGUGUUUACAAGUAGCUGGACUUGGGAUAUUGAACAAGAUUUGUGAAAAUACCGAUGACGAGACUUGUGGACGUCGCAGAGCGUUUUGGGAUGCCGCAAAAGAUUUGGUUAACAGAAGGCACGGGGGUGUAAGUAUGAGGGGAGCGGAUUCUGAAGCAGAAGACGAGGAGGAAGAAGGAUCCGAAAGCGCAGAUCCGGAGGAGUCGGACUGGGAGGAGACGGAUGAAGAGGAAUCACAUUCGAAGGAAGAAGAUAGGAAAUCUCACUCACAUGAAGAAAAACAGAAAAUACACCCCAAGGAAGAGGACCAAAAGCCACAUUCGAAGGAGGAGGUUCAGGAAGAAGCACGCCGGGAAGAAACAAUCUCGACGAACACGAGAUUGGACCACCGAACACUGGAAAAAGUCCAACAGAUAGCAGGUACUGCUGCACAGGUAUACGUAGAUAUUACAAAAACCCCUUGGGUGCCACACUCAGGUGAUUUGGAGAGAAAAAUCUAUCAAGCUUUGUAUGGUGUGCCUCGUGAGCCGGAAGAGAUUAGAGAGGGCACAGCAAGCAGGGAUGGAGUGUGUAGACAGAAGGCGACGCGAUCGGCAGUAAAUAACCCACCGGCGACAUUGAGUAGAGAUUUGUUGUGCAUGUGCGCGACAGACGUCGAAUCAAGGGAAAAAACCAAACUUUGCUGUCAAAAUUGUGUAGCGGGUCCCAAUCUCGCAGUAUGGAAACCAAAUAGGGAUUCGUGGGAGAGAUGGAACUACCUCAGAGCACAAUGUGCUGUUGUGCGAGAUCUUCAAAUUGGUUUUAAGGAAAUGGUGAAAAAGUUCACCCAUAAGUUUGGGCAUCGACACGAUAAUUCUAUCGGAACUGAGCUUUACAUGGGAUUCACAACAAGAUACCACAUGUGGCCUCUCAGUCUCUUUCACAAACCGGUUCCGGGACCAGGCGUGGUUUACGUUCUAAUGGGUGAUAGGAGGGGAGAUGAAGACGUACCGUGGGUAAGGCUACUGGAACAGGUGACAAAAGAAAUGGGGGGAUUGCCCUUGGGUGUGGGUGAAGAAAAGCAGUACGCAGAAACUCUCGAAAAGUUGGACUCGGAACUGAAGCAACUAUUUCCAGUGGAAUGA
Trypanosoma brucei brucei TREU927 is the source of this 1314-nucleotide messenger RNA. RefSeq lists its product as hypothetical. The record is from RefSeq and is a predicted model, not a curated record. The coding region runs from base 1 to 1314 and encodes 437 amino acids. The transcript has a single exon. NCBI's taxonomy places the organism in Eukaryota, Euglenozoa, Kinetoplastea, Trypanosomatida, Trypanosomatidae.